Messenger RNA from Panicum hallii, 1497 nucleotides. Its product is annotated as phospho-2-dehydro-3-deoxyheptonate aldolase 1, chloroplastic-like. Lineage: Eukaryota; Viridiplantae; Streptophyta; Magnoliopsida; Poales; Poaceae. Gene Ontology annotation, molecular function: 3-deoxy-7-phosphoheptulonate synthase activity. The transcript has 5 exons. Gene Ontology annotation, biological process: aromatic amino acid biosynthetic process. The record is from RefSeq and is a predicted model, not a curated record. The coding region runs from base 1 to 1497 and encodes 498 amino acids.
AUGGCGUCCCUGCCCAUUGCGCCGCCGGCUCCCGCCAUUGCCCCGCGCUCCCUCGUCCCGCGGACGAGGCCGCGGCGGCGGUGCCCCACGACGGCGCGCGCGGCCACUGCGGGGCCGGGCGAGUGGGCGCCGGGCAGCUGGCGCGCGCGCCCCGCGCGGCAGAUCCCGGAGUACCCCGAUCAGGCCGCGCUGGAGGGCGCGGAGCGCUCGCUGGAGGCCUUCCCGCCUCUGGUGUUCGCGGGAGAGGUGCGGAAGCUGGAGGAGCGGCUCGGGGAGGCGGCCAUGGGACGGGCGUUCCUCCUGCAGGGCGGCGACUGCGCCGAGAGCUUCAAGGAUUUCGGCGCCAACAACAUCCGCGACACGUUCCGGCUCAUGCUGCAGAUGGCCGUCGUCCUCACCUUCGGCGGUCAGAUGCCCACCAUCAAGGUUGGAAGGAUGGCUGGUCAAUUUGCAAAGCCAAGAUCGAACCCAACUGAGACUAGGGAUGGGGUAACGCUUCCCUCCUACAGAGGGGAUAUCAUCAACGGUGACGCUUUUGAUGAAAAAUCGCGUGUACCAGAUCCUGAAAGGUUGAUUCAGGCCUACGGCCAGUCCGCGAGCACCCUAAAUCUUCUCAGAGGAUUUGCCCAUGGAGGGUUCGCAGAUCUUCAGAGAGUCACCCAGUGGAAUCUCGAUUUCUUGAGGCACAGCACACAAGGAGACAGGUAUCUGGAGCUUUCACAGAGGGUUCAGGAUGCCAUUGGAUUUAUGGCUGCUGCUGGUAUGACUCCUCAACACCCCAUCAUGACCACAGCUGAGUUAUGGACAUCCCAUGAGUGCCUUCAUUUACCAUAUGAGCAAGCACUGACUAGGGAGGACUCCAUCACUGGCAUGUACUAUGACUGUUCUGCACACAUGCUUUGGGUUGGUGAGAGGACUAGGCAGCUGGAUGGUGCUCAUGUUGAAUUCCUGCGUGGUAUUUCGAAUCCUCUGGGUGUAAAGGUAAGUGAUAAACUUGAUCCAUCAGAGCUUGUGAAAUUGUGUGAGAUUCUGAACCCUCACAAUAAGCCCGGGAGAUUGACACUUAUCACAAGAAUGGGGGCUGAGAACAUGCGUGUCAAGCUUCCACAUAUGAUCAGAGCAGUACGCCAAGCUGGGAUGAUUGUUACUUGGGUUAGCGAUCCAAUGCACGGAAACACCAUCAGUGCACCGUGUGGGCUGAAGACAAGGUCAUUCGAUGCGAUCAGGGCUGAGCUCAGAGCUUUCUUUGAUGUUCAUGAGCAAGAGGGAAGCUACCCUGGAGGUGUUCACUUGGAGAUGACGGGGCAGAACGUUACAGAGUGUAUUGGUGGAUCCAAGGCGGUGACAUUUGAUGAUCUGAGUGAUUGCUACCACACACAAUGUGACCCCAGGCUGAACGCGUCGCAGUCCCUCGAGCUGGCUUUUGCCAUUGCUGACAGGCUAAGGAACAAGAGAAACAGGGCAUGGAACAACUGGAUUUCCAGGGUUGUUGCUUAA